CGCGCUCGAACGCUCGAACGCCCGAUCGUUUUCGAUCCGCUCGACCUUCUUCGCAUCGACGCCGUCGAAAAAUCCGCGAUUUCGUCCACGGACGCCUCCCGCACGCCUUAAAACGCGCGCGCUCCAUUCAAACCACCGGACGCCGCCGGAUCUCGCGCGAACGCACGCGACGCGACCGUCACUCCAGAACGAACGCGCGCGACGAUGUCCUUCUCCGACCUCUCCGACACGAGCAGCGACGCCGGGUCCGAACCCCGGCAGCAGCGCUGGAAGCACAACUUCUCCGCGGGGCCGUCGUGCGUGGACGCGGGCGUCCUCGCGAAGCUCGCCGCCGAGCUCGCCGACUUCGAGGGCGCGGGCAUGGGCCUCAUCGAGCACUCGCACCGCGACGUAGGCGGGCCCGUGCAGAGCUGCAUGACGAACGCGUGCGCGCUCCUCAGAGAGGUGCUGGACAUACCGGAUACUCACGAAGUCUUGCUCAUGCACGGCGGCGGCCACGCGAUGUUCGCGGCGAUCCCGCUGAACCUCGCCGGCCCGGAGACGCCGGGCGCGACGACGAAGAACAAGGCGCAGUUCGUCGGCGACGGGUUCUGGAGCAAACGCGCUGCGGGCGAGGCGUCCAAGUACUGCGCGUGCGAGCACGUCGCGGCGACGUCGCCGCUGGGAGACGCGCGGUACCCGGACCCUUCCGCGUGGGAGAUCGACCCGGACGCGAAGUUCGUGCACAUGACCGCGAACGAGACGAUCAACGGCUUGGAGUUCCACGAAGACCCAACGAUCGCCGUCUCAAAUUCCGAUUCCGAUGUAACCGCGGCCGCGCCGCCGCCGCUCGUCGCGGACUUCACGUCCACGCUGCUGUCGCGCCCCGUCGAUUUCAGCAAGUACGGCGUCGUGUACGCGAGCACGGGGAAGAACCUCGGCCCGAGCGGGCUCGUCGUCGUGAUCGUGCGCAAGGAUCUGAUCGCGAAGGACUCCCCGAUUAACAGGGAGCUGCCCAUCACGCCGGGGAUCAUGUCGUUUAAGGCAGCCGCGGCGACGACGCCGAUUCCGAACAUCUGGAACACGCCCAACGUCUUCGGCGUUAGAGCGCUUCAGCUCGUGCUCGAGGAUACGAAGGCGAAGGGCGGUGUCGUCGCGAUGCGCGAGCGCGCGCGGCGACGCGCCGGCGCGGUGUACGACGUCGUCGACGCGAGCGACGGCUUUUACGUCAACCGCGUGGAGCCCAAGUUUCGAAGCCUCAUGACCAUCCCGAUCACGAUCGCGGACAAAGCGUUGGAGGAAAAGUUCGUACGAGAAUCCUCCGAGGCGGGCUUCUACAACCUCGUCGGGCACCCGCUGUUCGGGGGACUGCGGGUGACGAUGUACAACCAGCUCCCGGACGACGCCGUGGACGCGCUCGUGGAGUUUAUGACGGACUUUUACCGCGAAAACGCGCCGGGGGGGAAACGCGCCGCCGCCGCCGCGGCGGGGUCGGUCGCGGUCGCGGGCGGGAAGUCUUCAUCGGUCUCCGUGGACGCGUACGGUCACUCCCCGCCGUCCGUGCUCGGGAUGCGCGACCUGAUGAUUUAAGAGAGGGCCCCGAGCGUCCCUCGGACGCCCGCCUCUCGUACGAGAGAGGACGCGCGUUUAUUUUUUGGCGCCAGGGGCCGCGGGCGGGGCCCCGAAAAUAUAUUUCACCGGCGGUCGAGAUCGCCGCCGGGUGUACAGUGUACGAUACACGCACAUUGUUUUGAAGCUUGCCUGCAUUGCAUUGAGUGACGAGGACACGAGAGAGAACCGCGCGCGCGACGAUUUGUUCGAGAAGAUUUGUUUCGAGCCCAAAAUAUGGCUCGACCUAUUGUAAGACGAGAAGACGACGACGACACGACGACGACGACGACGGGGGCGGAGGCGAGCGUUUAGGCAUCGCCGUUUUUUACAUCACGCCUCGACCGACGUCUGCGUAC
This is a messenger RNA of Micromonas pusilla CCMP1545, 1946 nucleotides long. RefSeq lists its product as uncharacterized. The record is from RefSeq and is a predicted model, not a curated record. Gene Ontology annotation, molecular function: pyridoxal phosphate binding; O-phospho-L-serine:2-oxoglutarate transaminase activity. Gene Ontology annotation, biological process: L-serine biosynthetic process. The transcript has a single exon. Gene Ontology annotation, cellular component: cytoplasm. The coding region runs from base 205 to 1569 and encodes 454 amino acids. NCBI's taxonomy places the organism in Eukaryota, Viridiplantae, Chlorophyta, Mamiellophyceae, Mamiellales, Mamiellaceae.